Molecule: messenger RNA, 1237 nt
Organism: Cataglyphis hispanica
Lineage: Eukaryota; Metazoa; Arthropoda; Insecta; Hymenoptera; Formicidae
Product: retinaldehyde-binding protein 1
Exons: 5
Coding region: 113-973 (286 amino acids)
Cellular component (GO): membrane
Molecular function (GO): phosphatidylinositol bisphosphate binding
Source: RefSeq, a predicted model, not a curated record
AGAUAAACCUCGGUUGUCCUGACAGAAGAAACGCUUAUUCGAAUCAGUUAGUUCGAGGAUUGCUCUAGACGAAGUAAGAUCUGUAAGAAGACAGAUAGAAAAUCAAUUGAAGAUGUCUUUUACUUUGUUAACUGGUCCACCCGGGCCCGAAGCUAAAGCUCUGGCCAAGAAAGAGCUCAGGGAAACCGAGGAGAACGUGAAGAAUGGCAUCGAGACUCUCAGAAAAUAUAUUGAAGAGGAUGAAACGCUCCAUUACUGCACCGACGAUAAUUUUCUCUUGAUCUUUCUUCGACCAUGCAAAUUUUAUCCGCAGAGCGCAUUUGAACUCAUGAAACGCGUCGCGGAUUUCAGGAAUAAGCAUGCAGCUCUGUUCAGCGAUCUGAUACCAAGUGAUGAAAGAGAUGCCAUCGUAAAUCAUCAGGUCAUUAACGUUUUGAAAAAUAGAGACCAUAAAAAUCGCAGAGUGAUGAUAGUCCAAGCCGGCAAAAGUUGGGAUCCGUCUAAGGUCACCAGCGAUCAAAUACUGAGAAUGUUAUACAUAGUUCAUCUGUUAGCCAUACAGGAGGAAGAAACGCAGAUAUUUGGGGGUGUUGUCAUAAUGGACUUUGACGGUCUCUCCAUGAAACAGGUCAAGGGAAUGCCACCAAGCUUUAGCAUGAAACUCCUUAGUUUUAUUCAAGACGCAAUGCCACUGCGUUUAAAGGAGGUUCAUUUUGUGAAACAACCAUUUCUGUUUAACAUGGUAUGGACAAUGUUUAAGCCAUUCGUUAGAGAGAAGCUAAAAAAACGCAUGUUCUUCCACGGUACCAAUAUGUCCUCGCUUCACACUCACAUCCCUGCAAGCCAUCUACCAAAAAAUUAUGGUGGUGAUUUGCCUGAAAUAGAUUACAGCGGCGCCGAUUGGUACCCAGCGAUGAUAGCAGCUGAAGAUAAGAUCAAAGAGUGGAACACGUACGGACACAUCAAAAAAUAAGUUACACUUUCAUCAAAUAGUCAUCUUUUAACAUAAUAUUAUUAAAUAUCUAAUAAUGAUAUUUUUAAAUUUUGGAAAAUAUAAUAUUUUACAUGCGACAUGUAUCUUUGUAUUUAGGCUGACGUAUAUUAUACGUAUAUAUUUUAUAUACAGUAAUAAUUUAUAAAAACAUUUCGACACCCAGACUAACAUAAAAAUAAUAAUUCAGGAUUAAAUGAUUAGUAUUGUAAUAUUUCACAAAUUAAAAUAAAUAUUUUAUUUUAA